AUGUCACUUGUAGAUCUUAGUUAUGCAGUAGUGCGGCGCCAAGGAGAUAGAGAUACUCAAAUGGACAGAUUUAGUGUUCAAAACCAUUUUUCCGAUAAGAAAGGUUAUUCCCUUUUUCUUCUCUAUGAUGGCCACGGAGAUGAAAGAUUUUCAAAGCAUGCAAAGGAAAACUUAACAAAUCUGAUCGAAAGUGAUAUAGAAUUCACUGCUAAAAAUUAUGAAAAGGCUUUUAUUAAUGCUUUUAAAAAUGAAGAUGACCUUUUAAAGGUGACAUAUGGGCCUCAGACGUUUGGUGGAACUACUGCUACGGUCUCAUUGUUUUUCAAAAAUUCGAAUGUGUGUUAUGUUGCUAAUGUUGGUGAUAGCACAGCAGUACUUGGAAGUGUUUCUGGACCUAAACCUGAAGCUAUUACUGUCAGUUACGAUGAUAAAGUAAAUGACUUUCGAGAAUUUAGUCGACUUGCGUCAGCAAAUGCUAAAAUUCGUAAGGGAAGGCUUAUUCGUCCAGGUCAUUCUGUCAAUAUGACUAGAGCUCUCGGUGAUUUUGAUUUCAAAGCACCAUUUACUCCAUCUGGAAAAGAUUGGAUUUCUUCAACUCCUCACACCUUCAAAAUAAACUUGACUCCUUAUGAGGACGAAUUUUUGGUUAUGGCUUCCGAUGGUAAAAAAUUUUCUAUAAAAUUAGUGGUGUUUCAAUGGUUAUUGAAUACUGC
Messenger RNA from Dentiscutata erythropus, 713 nucleotides. Lineage: Eukaryota; Fungi; Glomeromycota; Glomeromycetes; Diversisporales; Gigasporaceae. The record is from the annotation of a GenBank genome assembly.